This is a messenger RNA of Schistosoma turkestanicum, 1053 nucleotides long. The record is from the annotation of a GenBank genome assembly. NCBI's taxonomy places the organism in Eukaryota, Metazoa, Platyhelminthes, Trematoda, Strigeidida, Schistosomatidae.
AUGAUGGAACAAACUGUUGAACCAAUGGAUCAAACUAAUACCUCAGAAAUAUUAAGAAAAAUGAAGGCUAGAAAGCGUUCCAAAGUGAACAGUAGUGAUAUAGGUCCUAUCCUAGAGACCUUAGGGGACGAUAUAACAAUAGCAUCAGAGGCAGAAAACGUGAAUAAUAAAAGAAACGGUCUUGCAACUGGAGCAAAGAAGAUCCCAUUUAUGGAUAAUCGAGGUGAUAUUUCAAGUAAUUUCACUGAAAAACAAUUCAUUCCGAAUGUUUACGUUGAAAAUCGAAGUGGUUUUCGUUCACGACCACUAAAGGAUUAUGAGAAAAAUAUGAAUAAAACACAAAAUAAUGAAGAAUCUACACCAAAAACAAGACAAACUGAUAAACAAGAACUUAUCGAUACAUAUAACAAUCCAGGAUUACAUUUUGUUAUUAGCAUACAUGAAACAUUACAAAUUUUGAUAUUUACAAUAUUUGGUUUAUUGGCAGGUGCAAGUUUAGUGCAUACACUAUUUGUACAAUCAUUAAUUAAUCCAAGAAAAAUUAAAAACGAUGGUUCUUGGAACUAUGAUCAUGGAGAUGGUUAUUUAUCAUUAUUGAAAUAUUAUGGAGUUUAUGCACGUCCAAUUUCGAUUACAUAUUAUAUAUCAUUAGCUUUGAUAGGUGUUUUUGUAUUUGGAAAAUUUGAUUUAGGCAGACCAACGACAAAUUGCAUUCAAAGAUGUGUUAAACUCCAAAAUGGACUAAUGGCUAUCAUAUUUUAUAUGAUCGCUUUCGCAAUACAUAAUGCCAUGAAUUGGUUCGAUUACAUAUUCCAUGUAAAUAGUUAUAAACCUGAGAAUGAAAUAAGAUAUCUAUUGAGUACACAAAAUGAUUUAAAUAAUUUUCUUAAAAUAUGGCAAAUACUUGAUACUUGUCGUACAGCAUUCAUACUAAUCACAUGGAUAUCAGUUGCAUUAGGUGAAUCGAUUCAUGACAGGUUGACUAAAACGCUGUACAUUAAUCCUAUGAAAAUCGAAGAUGGCAGUGGAAACAAUAUCAUCCAGUCAAAUUAA